AAAUACUGACAGCCACUUCUCUUUGUCAUUCUGCCAGAGACUCAGCAAACCAGACAGGCUCAGUUUUAAUCUGGCUUUUCCAGCAGUGACCGAGCUUCCAGAUCUCGCUUCAUCUUAGGGAUUCACAGCAGAACAGCGAGCAAAUGGGGGAAAGCUGCAGAAUCAGCAAGCUGUGUGUUCUGUUUGUCAUCUUAGCUCUGGUCUCUGUGGCAACCAUCGUCACAUUGUGGACUAUUGCUCUUACAGGAGAUAAUGAUGCCCCAGCUCCUUGGGACAGGUACCGUCUGCCCAUGGCUUUAGCCCCCGAGUACUACAACAUCACUUUGUGGCCUCGUCUCAAACUCGACCCAGACUCUGGCCUCUACAUUUUUACAGGACGGUCCACUGUGCAGUUCGAGUGUCUGAAGGCAACCGAUCUGAUUCUGAUUCACUCCAACAAACUCAACUACACCAAAAUGGACAACACACAUGCUGCCAGACUCACUGCUGCAGGUGGGUCUGCCCCCGUUAUUACGUCAACAUGGCUGCACCUGAAGAUGGAGUAUCUGGUCAUCAAGCUAAAUAGUAAACUAACUCCAGGGUCAAAGUAUCAGCUGGACACUGAGUUCACUGGUGAACUAGCUGAUGACUUGGCAGGAUUCUAUCGGAGUGAAUAUGAAGAAGAUGGAGUCAGAAAGAUUGUUGCCACCUCUCAGAUGCAUCCGACUCAUGCCAGGAAGACCUUCCCGUGUUUUGAUGAGCCAGCCAUGAAAGCUGUCUUCCACAUAACAAUCCUACACCCACCUGGAACCAGAGCCCUGUCCAAUGGGAUGGAAAAAGAUGUCACUAAUGUCUCUGUUAAUGGAGAAGCUGUGACACAGACAACGUUUGAACCCACCGUGCACAUGUCCACCUACCUGCUGGCCAUCAUCGUGUCUGACUAUGUACACCUCAACGCAACACAAGGAGACACUCUGAUCCGUAUCUGGGCUCGCAGGAAAGCGGUGGAACAGGGACAGGGAGACUAUGCUCUUAAUGUGACUGGACCUGUACUGGACUUCUUCCAGUCCUACUAUAACAUCUCGUACCCUCUGAGCAAGUCAGAUCAGAUCGCUCUGCCAGAUUUUUAUUUUGGUGCGAUGGAGAACUGGGGUUUGGUGACAUACAGAGAAACCAACCUUCUCUACGACCCAGAGACCUCCUCCAACAGGAACAAAGAAACCACUUCCACCAUCAUUGCUCAUGAACUGGCUCAUAUGUGGUUCGGCAACCUGGUGACGCUGCGCUGGUGGAAUGAGGUCUGGCUGAAUGAGGGCUUUGCUACGUACGUGUCCUACCUGGGAGCUGACCACGCUGAGCCUGACUGGAACGUGAAAGACUUGAUAGUUCUGGAUGAUGUGCACAAAGUGUUUUCAGUUGAUGCUUUGACAUCCUCUCAUCCUCUGACCUCAAAAGAAGACAGUAUCAUCCUACCUGGACAGAUUACGGAGCAGUUUGACACCAUCUCCUACAGCAAGGGGGCUGCAGUGCUGAGGAUGCUGUCUGACUUCCUCUCAGAGCCGCUCUUCAAGCAGGGACUGACUACUUACCUCAGGCAUUUUUCUUACAGUAAUGCAGUUGGGAGCGACUUGUGGCAACAUCUGCAGAUGGUGGUAGAGGACAACAACAUUUCACUUCCUUGUCCAGUUAAUGCCAUCAUGAACCCCUGGGUGCUUCAGAUGGGCUUUCCUGUGGUCACCAUAGAUACGACGAAGGGAAAGGUUUCCCAGAAUCACUUCCUGCUGGAUCCAGAGUCAAAUGUCACAGUUGAAUCACCCUACAAAUAUGAGUGGGUGGUUCCUGUGCGCUGGAUGAAAGAUGGUGAUGUUCAUGGAGAUAUCUGGUGGCUGAUGCAGAAGGAAGCUGUGAACCCGGACAUGUUGAGCGGAUCCUCGUGGGUUCUGGCCAACAUCAACGUAACUGGAUAUUACCGGGUGAACUAUGACCUGGGAAACUGGGAGCGGCUGUUCACUCAGCUCAGCACAAAUCUCCAGGUGAUUCCAGUGAUCAACAGAGCCCAGCUAGUGGACGAUGCUUUCAAUCUGGCCAGAGCUCAGCUGGUCUCAACAACGCUCGCUCUCAGGACCACCUCAUAUCUGUUGCAGGAGAUAGAGUACAUACCCUGGCAGUCCGCACUGAACAACCUGCACUAUUAUGAGCUCAUGCUGGAUCGCACUGAAGUCUAUCAGCCCAUGCAGGACUACAUCAGACAGCAAGUGACACCCCUCUUCUUGUACUUCAGGGACUUGACGUCAAACUGGACCCAUGUUCCUAACAGACACACUGACCAGUAUAAUCAGGUGAAUGCACUCCGUACAGCGUGCAGGACCGGACUACCAGAGUGCCAGGACUGGACCACCACAUGGUUCAAACAGUGGAUGGACAAUCCUCAACAUAAUCUCAUCCACCCAAACCUCCGCUCAGCGGUGUACUGCAGCGCCAUGGCUGCAGGCGAUGAGGCUGAGUGGCAAUUCGGAUGGUUCCAGUUUAAGAAAGCUUCUGUAGCCAGCGAGGCCAGUAAACUCAUGUCUGCACUGGCCUGUACAAACAACAUACAGCUGCUAGAGAGGUAUCUGUCGUACACCUUAAACUCGGACAUGAUCCGUAAGCAGGACGCCUCCUCAGUCAUCACGUCUGUCGCCACUAACAGAGUGGGACACAGUCUGGCAUGGGACUUCGUCAGGGAGCAGUGGAAAUACAUGUUCACACAAUAUGGCGUGGGCUCUUUCUCCUUUGCUUCUAUCAUCACUGGGGUCACAGCUAGGUUCUCCACACCUGCUGAACUACAACAGCUGGAGGACUUCGUAGAGGAGCACAAAGCUACAGGGUUCGGCUCUGCAUCUCUGGCUGUGGAUCAGGCCUUAGAGAGAACCGAGGCCAACAUCAAGUGGGUGGAGCAGAACAAACUGGAGGUUUUAAACUGGUUCAGAAGCCAGACUAGACCUCAGAGGAUCAAUGAGCUGGAUUCUCAGUCGAUCAGUGAAUUAUGGAGCACUGAUGAACUUUUACCGGUCCAACUCAUCACAGAUGUAAACACAGACAGAAGUUCAACAAACACCAAAGAAAAAUGAGGUCUUGCAGUAUGAAACAAAGAAAUAAAAGGCUAGAGAUCAGGAAAACACUCAACACUGGAGUUUGUUGAACAUGAACGUAAACACGUGGAAGCUCAAUGAUGUCUUCGUAUGGAGUCUUACAGAUUGUUCCUUUAAGCUGAAAACUGCCCUGUGUCACAGAAGAUAGAAAUAAGAACAGAAAUUAGUUUAAUGUGUGGACCAGAAACUGUGUGCUAUUCUUUAUGUAAUAAAACUUUAGAUUUUCA
Molecule: messenger RNA, 3337 nt
Organism: Melanotaenia boesemani (Boeseman's rainbowfish)
Lineage: Eukaryota; Metazoa; Chordata; Actinopteri; Atheriniformes; Melanotaeniidae
Product: aminopeptidase N-like
Exons: 23
Coding region: 144-3089 (981 amino acids)
Biological process (GO): peptide catabolic process; proteolysis
Cellular component (GO): cytoplasm
Molecular function (GO): metalloaminopeptidase activity; zinc ion binding; peptide binding
Source: RefSeq, a predicted model, not a curated record